Molecule: messenger RNA, 742 nt
Organism: Parasteatoda tepidariorum (common house spider)
Lineage: Eukaryota; Metazoa; Arthropoda; Arachnida; Araneae; Theridiidae
Gene: mRpS24
Product: mitochondrial ribosomal protein S24
Biological process (GO): translation
Cellular component (GO): mitochondrion
Source: RefSeq, a predicted model, not a curated record
CAAAGAAAAAGGCAGCAUGAAACGUUUUUCUUUAAAUGAAAACAAAUCAAUGUCCCUCAUUCUGCUCAAUGUCCUUCUAUCAAUGUUUAUUAACCUAAAUUAAUGUGUUAACAAUUUGAAAUAAAUUGUUUUACUCUAUAUAUCUUCAACUUUUCAAUCUUAUUAUCUGAUAAUGUUAUCUCUUUCAAAAAUCAUACCAUUCAUAAAAGCUCCACACAUCUUUUGUGCAAGUCGUUCUUUAAGUAUAUCCCCUGUCUGCUGUGAAGCUCGUGCUGGUAGAUACAAGCGUACUAGGAAGCAUAAUAAACCCUUAACCUAUGAACAAUUCAAUGGUCCAUUUCAAAUCAAACACAGAAAAGGAUGGAAUACUUGGAAUACAAGUAACUUGCUAGGAGGACUUAGGAAAUCAGAGACGGCUGUGGAGGAUUUUUUCAUUCGCAAGUUCAUGCACGGUACAUGGCAUAGAAUUUUUCUGUCAGAUGUAAUUAUAAAAAGAAGACACAACUUAAUUAUUAUUGCUGGUAUCAUUGCUCAGAAUCUUCAAGUAAGAAAGCUCUAUUUUUUGAUCGGCUACACAGAAGAAAUGUUGAGCUAUAUUUUUAAAUGCCCUGUUAAAAUGGAAUUGCAAAGCACACCGGAUAAAACCGAUGUUGUGUUUAAAUAUGUGUAAAAUAAAAAUGUAUACUUAUUCUUUUCAUAUUGGCAAAUAAAUACUCAACUCAUGCAUAGUCAGACAUUGAAA